AUGGUUGAUGGUAAGCAUUAUGAACAGCGUAUAAACCGCCACGCGUAUCUCACUCGUUUUUACCUCUUCCAAAGCUCACAUCAAACACCGUUUCCACUUUCCCCUUCUCUACCAGUAACACCCCCUGAGAAUUCAUCAUACUCUUGUUAGGGCUUAAUCUCUGUUCUGAUUUCAGAUUGCAGUUUCAUCUGAGAUGGAUAAACUAGAUAAAUUCAAACUAGCAUCAUCUUCUUUCGGUGAGCGAUUGAUGACAGGCGGAGUUCAGAUGAGUCGUAUGGUCGGCACGAAGAUGAAGGAAAUCUUACAAGCGCCGACGCCUGAAUCAAAGAUCGUCGACGAAGCGACGCUAGAGACGAUGGAGGAGCCUAAUUGGGGGUUAAACUUAAGGAUUUGUGCCAUGAUUAAUAGUGAAGAGUUCAACGGAACGGAGAUCGUGAAAGCGAUUAAGAAGAAAAUUACGUCCGGUAAGAGCGCGGUUAGUCAGAGGCUGAGCCUUGAUUUGUUGGAGACGUGUACAUCGAACUGUGAUAAGGUUUUCUCGGAGGUGGCGUCGGAGAAGGUUCUUGAUGAUAUGGUUACGAUGGUUCAGGAUGUUCGGACGGAUGAACGGAAUAGGACUAAGGCGGUGCGGUUAAUCAGAGCAUGGGGCGAGUCUGAGGACCUUAUGUAUCUGCCUGUUUUCCGUCAAACUCACUUGAGCCUGAAAGCCAAUGGGAUUCCGCCAGCAUCAAGCCCUAUGUAUCAAACAGUGGAGUCUCUGGUUCAUCAACAACCUAUUCCACCACCUGAUAGAUUCCCUUUACCAGAUAUUGACUUAAUGGGUAUAGAAGAUGACACCUCACCAUAUACCUACACUGAUCAAUCUGUUGAACAAAAGAAAGAAUCACUCUUGGUUAGCAGAAACAGCCUUGACCUUCUAUCCAGCAUACUCAAUUCUGGAAUUGACCCCAUACCAAUUAACGACGAGUUAACUGUUAGCAUGUUGGAAAAGUGCAAGGAAUCUUUGCCUGUGGUUCAAAGAAUAGCAGAAACAACAACCGAUGAUGAUAUACUGCUUUUUGAAGCUUUGAAUCUGCAUGAUGAGAUUGAACAGAUCAUCUCCAGAUGUGCAGAGAUCAAAGAGACAAUGGGAUCUGAGCCAUUGGAAGUUGAUGAUACAAAACAAACAGAAACCAUCUUUGAAACAAAGUCAAACAACACAGAGGGAACCGGGUCAACUAUUGAUGCCAAAGUCAAAGGAAACGAAACAUCACUCAUCCAUAAAGACGAGAGUAUGGAGAAGGAAGAAGCUGUUUGAAACAUGUUCUAUCGCCCUUUAUUCGUGCUAGAUUCAAUAAUUGGUAGAUUUGAACAAUCUUGCAAUUUGUACGAAUAAUUGUUCCCAACUCUGCUAUUUAGUGUCGAUCGUUUUCAUUAGUAAUGUUAAUCCGUAUGCUAUUUAGUGUCAA
Messenger RNA from Lactuca sativa (garden lettuce), 1448 nucleotides. RefSeq names its product ENTH/VHS/GAT family protein. The record is from RefSeq and is a predicted model, not a curated record. Gene Ontology annotation, biological process: protein transport to vacuole involved in ubiquitin-dependent protein catabolic process via the multivesicular body sorting pathway. Lineage: Eukaryota; Viridiplantae; Streptophyta; Magnoliopsida; Asterales; Asteraceae. Gene Ontology annotation, molecular function: phosphatidylinositol binding; ubiquitin binding.